AGUCAAUCAAAACAAGCUUUUCAACAAAAGGUGUCUUGUUUACAAAUGCUAGUGUUUGCAAGAAUCCAACAGACUGAAUUUUUCAAUAAAUUCCUUAUUUUUUAUUAAAUUAACAUUAUUUGACAACCGGCUCAACCCAUCUACGAAAGUAGUAGUUAGUGUAUCUAUAUAAAUUCGGCGUGUAACAACCAUGCGUGUGCGACCCAGAGCAGGACAGAGUUAUGUAUAGCAAUGAGAUACGUACAGCUUGAUAUUUUUGUAAAAUAUUCGUAAAAAAUCAAGCCCCUGUGUCCAAAAACCUACACGAUACUGAUCAGGUAGUCAGCGAGCUAGUUGGCUGGAUCAAGUGAAGCACCUUUCGCAAUAACCCACAUUGUGACGAAAGAUAUGGAUGGAAUAAUCCGUAGGACUACUGGCUGGGGCCUGGCUAGGCGAGUACAGCGUGCACAAACAUGAGCUGUUGCUAGAACAAAAUGAAUUUCUGUACAGAGAACGCCAGUAUUCAUCAUAAUUGAAGCCAAAAUAACAAUCGUUUCUUGUUCCUGUUGGCAAUGCGGACUGCAGGGUCUCGUAUGGCGCUGCGAUUUAUGUAUUAAUUAAACUUCCGAGCACGCGAAAAUGUCGUGGCAAUUAAAACUAAAGUCAAAACAUAAAUUGUUGCAGUGACAGGAAAAAUAAAACAAAUAGGAAAUCCUUUCAAAACGGCGGAAAAAGCGAACGAUAGUUAUUUAAGGCCAUUAUUAACAAAUUAUAUAGUUGGAGAUUACACUCUUCUCUGCAUGUGUCCAAUUAUUUUCCAACCCACUACAAACAUCUGCACAAAAUGGACCAUUUGGAACAUCUGGGGGGAUCGAUCGAUGGGCAUCAGGACAUGUCGAAAGCAGUCCUUCGCACCACCCUACAGUCCGCCGACAGUGGUUCAUUACACUUCAUCACCAGCACGGGAAUGUCCCAUGCUGGAAGGGAGCAGGAGUACAUCGAAUCGACCUUAUUGGGCACGGACCUGUUAUCCAGUCAGCUGCCGACCAAUUUGCUUAAUGAUUACAUCAAUUCGGUUUCGUCCAGCACGACCAGCUCGAUUGGAAUGCAAUCCGCCCUCAUGGAGCAUCACUAUCGGCCCUUUGGCACCUCCACCGAAGAGUUGCAUUCGCUUACCAGUGAAACGAGCAAGGAAGCUGCUGAUACCAAGGAUAUUCCCGGAUUCAGUACGCUAUCGUCGUACGACAAAAUGAUGCACAUUGGUCAAUCCUCUUCGCCCAUUAGCAAUGGAUUAGGUCAGAUCGGUGGCACGAUUGAUAGUUACGUACACUUCCCUCUGCAUGCCACCAGCUCAGGGGGCGAUGGAUUUGAUGUAAUGGCAAACGCUCUUGCGACUGUGACCACACACCAACAACAGCAGGGACAGCAACAGCAGCAGCAUCAUCAUCAUCAUAAUCAUAAUCAUUAUAGUCUUCCUCAUGCAACUAGUUCGCACUUGCACCUGCAACACCAAGCACAGGGACAUUUGCUCCAUCAUCAGAGUAUUGUGGAGCUCUCGAAUGGCCAACAAAUAUCGUCACUUGGACAUUCGGACGCACCUGUAUCCAGCAGCAUUGGUACGUUGCUACCGUCCGUUGAUGUGACGCUGAAAGCAUACAGUCACAAUAGUUCUUUGCUUCCCAUCGUCUCCUCGGCUCCACUGUCAUCCGAUGUACACAGCAGCUCAACAAUGGCCAUCAACACGAUGAGUUUAAACGAAUCUUCGAAACGGUUUCUUUCCUGCGCAACUCUUCCCUCGCUCCUACCGCAUAAUCAGCGUACGAUAUUUACCGUUGCUGCUGAUAGCUUAGCGGCAUCGAAAAGUGUUGCCGCUAGCAUUAUGGAGUGUGAAUCGCGCACACACGACGACGAUAUGGCGGAGUGUGUGGCAUCGAUCGAGAGUGUAUCGUGCGCACAGUUGGGUAACAUCAAUCUCCCUCACAAGAAGCGUUUGGCAAAGAAGAUGACCGAUACAAAGGACGCGUUUUGCGGCGAUGUUUCCGAAAUGGAGCAAUCGUUAAUGCUGGCAAACAUUCAGCUUUCGCACCGUGACGCAACAGUAACUGGGGUUGGUUCAUUCGAGUCAACGAGCAAUCCAAAUUACGGUCCUUCAUCUUCGCUACAUCCGGGAAAUAAUGGCAAAGGCAACACGCCCAAAGCACAGCAAUCGCCAUCGGCCUCGCAGCAUCCGGGGAAUUCUUUUUCCUGUCAACUUUGUGGCAAAGUAGUUCAAGAUCAGCGAAUGUUCUUUAACCACCUGAAGGAACAUUACGAGCCCUCCUUGACACCUGUAAAUGGGAAUAAUACAACGGAUGCAAACAGAAACGCAACUGCAAUGAAAGUUAUUGCAUUAUCAACGCAGGUAGCGCUAGAUGGUAAAAAAGCGAAGCCCAAGCUGCCUCGUGUGAAGCACACGAAAAAGCUAAAGAACGAUCGUACCAUGAAACAGGGCCAGGCGGCUGAAGAACAAAACCCGGCACAGAACAGUGACGCAAAAGCGUUACUGUCCACAUCGACCAGCUCCAGUGCGAGCUGUGCAAAAACGGUGGACAGUUUGCUGCAACAUCAGUCGCUAAACGAUGCCAUGAUAGUGCUGGAAUGUUCCGAGAAUGGUGGAGAAUUUAGCGAGACUGAAGACAUGCUGGAAGGCAUCCGGAAUGUGGUACAAAAGGUGCAGGAAACGGUCGAUACGGAUACGACCGAGGAGCUGUGCGUAGCGAACAGUGCAGACUGGUUUCCGAAUCAUGCUGAUGAUGCUAAUAAUGGCAGCGCUGUUGCCGCCGGUUCUACCGCAACCACUGCCAUGCAGCAACCUGAAAAGAGUGGCCAGCAUAUGGCACUGUCCCGAGGAUCGCUCGACUCACAUGAAAUUCAUAUUCCAAGCGGAGGCGACAACUUUUUGCUGCUUCUUAGUAAAGCUCAAUUUAACGAUGCAGAGCUUUUACAAACGGAAUCCGCAGAUUCGACAUUGCUGAAGCCACUGGAUGCUGCCACCUGUGAGCAGCUUACAAACUCGAGUUCACUGAAUGGGUCUUCCAGGAAUGAAACAUACGUGCCGGGCCUACCGUCGGCUGAAGCGCAAAAUUUGCAACAACUGCAACCGUUACAUUCGACACCAUUUCCGUUGCUUUCUACCGUUGAUGCACUCGCCGAGUCCCGUGCCGUUUCGUUCCAAUCCACCGAUAGCCUGAACCCCCUUACCUCCAUUCUUCUCUCUUCCAAUACGAUCAGCAAACUGUCGGUGGCUUCAUUUGCACCAUCCCACUGUGGCCAAAUAUCGGAUCUAAGAGAGACGAGACUGUUGAAACGAGAACAAAAAUCCGACGAAGAUGACGAUUACGAACCGGAGCCGGAGGAGGAGGAGGAGGAGGAGAAUGGUGAGGAAACGUCCCAAUACAAUGAAAUGCAAAUCAUAGACCUUGGCGCAUCGGGCGUUGAACCGCUCAACGAUGAAUCGACGGGCGCACGAAAUGAACCACCAAUCGACGACGAUUAUCAGUGUAGCGAUGAUGAGGGAGUCGCAUCCCAGGUACAGGGCAACGAAGACGAAGAAGUAGAAGAGGAAGAAGAAGAAAUGUGUUCAAAUGAUAAGGAACGGCGGACAGCGACGGAUGCUGGCAGUAAUGCAAAAGUGUACAAAUACCUGUGCCCGAUCGAGGAGUGUGGACGGUGGUUUAAAUCCAAGACUGCAUUUUCCUACCACCAUCUGCAGCACACGGGCGAACGGCCGUACCAAUGCCAGACGUGCCAGAAGUGCUUCUUCACCUGCAGCGCCCUGAAGGUGCACGAGCGGCUCCAUUCGGGCGAAAAGCCGUACAAAUGUGAGGAGUGUGGGCACCACUUCCGGCAGUGGGGCGACCUAAAGUAUCACAAAAUCUCCAAACACUCCAACGAGAAGAGCCACAAGUGUGAGUUCUGCGGCAAAGAGUUUGCCCGCCGCUACUCGCUCGUGCUGCACCGGCGCAUUCACACGAACGAGAAAAACUUUGUCUGCGAGUACUGCAACAAAGCGUUCCGGGCGAGUACGUACCUGCAGGCGCACCGGAUGAUACACACGGGCGAGAAACCGCACCAGUGCAGCUUAUGUGAUAAAAAGUUCCGCUGCCACGGCGAUUUGAACAGGCAUCAGAAAACACACUCCCGGCCGGGGAAAGGGGGCGGCACCCCGUCCAAACAGGUCGAUGAAGAUGAGGAGGGCAGUUCGACAGUGGAGCUGGCGGGAGGCGGCGGUGCGGGUAAACUACCCUCGACCCCUGUCGAUGCUAAGACUAGGUCUCUCAAACGAAAGACGAUCACACAGAAAAAUAAUAACAGUAUAGUAAUUGUGUAGCAAUAGGUUAUUGUAAACUGCCUUACUCAAUCCGUAUGUAUAGGACAACACUAUCAACAGCUGGUCAUGUUGAGAUGCAGAACCCAUUUUAAGAAUCCUCUGUUUUAAGAAGGGCUUAUCGUGAUGCUAAAGUUCUAUAUUCGUUGUACCGUAAAUGUAUGAUAAUAGACGACCAAGUUGGUCACUUAUUUCUGUAA
Anopheles gambiae (African malaria mosquito) is the source of this 4545-nucleotide messenger RNA. RefSeq lists its product as uncharacterized. NCBI's taxonomy places the organism in Eukaryota, Metazoa, Arthropoda, Insecta, Diptera, Culicidae. Gene Ontology annotation, biological process: regulation of transcription by RNA polymerase II. The coding region runs from base 824 to 4348 and encodes 1174 amino acids. The record is from RefSeq and is a predicted model, not a curated record. Gene Ontology annotation, cellular component: nucleus. Gene Ontology annotation, molecular function: DNA-binding transcription factor activity, RNA polymerase II-specific; RNA polymerase II transcription regulatory region sequence-specific DNA binding. The transcript is spliced from 5 exons.